Ochotona curzoniae (black-lipped pika) is the source of this 4077-nucleotide messenger RNA. RefSeq names its product tonsoku like, DNA repair protein (gene TONSL). The transcript has 26 exons. The coding region runs from base 1 to 4044 and encodes 1347 amino acids. The record is from RefSeq and is a predicted model, not a curated record. Lineage: Eukaryota; Metazoa; Chordata; Mammalia; Lagomorpha; Ochotonidae. Gene Ontology annotation, molecular function: protein binding.
AUGAGCCUGGAGCGCGAACUCCGUCAGCUGAGCAAGGCCCAGGCCAAGGCGCAGAGGAGCGGGCAGCUGCAGGAGGAGGCCGCCUGCUGCCACCAGCUGGGCGAGCUGCUGGCCGGCCAUGGCCGCUACGCCGAGGCCCUGGAGCAGCACCGGCGCGAGCUGCAGCUUCUGGAGGCCGCCGGCGACACCCUGGGCUGCGCUGUGGCGCACCGCAAGGUCGGGGAGCGCCUGGCUGAGCUGGAAGACUUCGAGGCCGCCCUGCAGCACCAGCACCACUACCUGGAGCUGGCCGCUGCCCUGUCCAACCACACGGAGCUGCAGCGGGCCUGGGCCACCAUAGGGCGCACCCACCUGGACAUCUUCGACCACGGCCAGUCACGGGAGCCCUUGCUGCAGGCACAGGCCGCCUUCGAGAAGAGCCUGGCCAUUGUGGACGAGAAGUUGGAGGGGACCCUGACCCAGCGAGAGCUGAGCGAGAUGAGGACCAGGCUCUACCUCAAUCUGGGUCUCACCUUCGAGAGCCUGCAGCAGACCACGCUGUGCCACGACUACUUCAAGAAGAGCAUCUUCCUGGCCGAGCAGAACCACCUGUACGAGGACCUGUUCCGUGCCCGCUACAACCUGGGUGCCAUCCACUGGCGCGAAGGGCACCACUCGCAGGCCAUGCGCUGCCUGGAGGGGGCCCGGGAGUGUGCACGUACCAUGAAGAGGCGGUUUCUGGAGAGCGAGUGCUGUUUGCUCAUCUCGCAGGUCCUCCAGGACCUGGGUGACUUCCUGGCAGCCAAGCGGGCGCUGAAGAAGGCCUUCAGGCUGGGCUCCCAGAAGCCCUCACAGGGGGCGGUGGUUCUCCGGAGCCUCAAACAUGUGCUGGCAGUGGUCCGGUUGCAGCAGCAGCUGGAGGAGGCCGAGGGCAGCGACCCUCAGGGUGCCAUGGCCAUCUGUGAGCAGCUGGGUGACCUGUUCUCCAAGGCAGGCGACUUUUCCAAGGCAGCCCAGGCGUACCAGAAGCAGCUGCAUCUGGCUGAGCUGCUGCAGCGACCAGGGCCUGAGCUGGCCGUCAUCCACGUGUCGCUGGCCACCACGCUGGGAGACAUGAAGCGGUACCGCCAGGCAGAGCACCACUUCCAGGAGGAGCUGAGGCUGCGGAACGGCAACGCCCUAGAGGAGGCCGAGACCUGGCUAAACAUCGCACUGUCCCGUGAAGAGGCUGGAGAUCCCUACGAGGUGCUGGCCCCGUGCUUCCAGAAGGCCCUAGGCUGUGCCCAGGAGGCCCAGCAGCCAGAGCUGCAGAGGCGUGUGCUGCGGCUUCUCCACGCAGUGCAGUUGAGGCUGCAGCCUCAGGAGGCCCAUGCCACUGAGCUCAGACUGCAGGAGCUGGGUGUGGCUGAAGAUGAGGAGGAGGAGGAGGAAGAGGAGGAGGAGGCCAGCAGAGCCUUGGAGGACAGUGAGCCUGACCUCUCUGAGAGUGAGGACGAUGUGGACAGCCAGUCCCAGCAGCCAGAGGAUGAGGAGCUGCGGGGCUGUCUGGGCCGCCGGAAAGUGGACAAGUGGAAUCGGCGCAAUGACAUGGGUGAGACGCUGCUGCACCGAGCCUGCAUCGAAGGCCAGCUGCGCCGCGUCCAGGACCUCGUGAAACAGGGCCACCCUGUGAACCCUCGAGACUAUUGUGGCUGGACUCCACUGCAUGAGGCCUGCAACUACGGGCACCUGGAGAUCGUCCGUUUCCUGCUGGACCAUGGAGCCGCAGUGGACGACCCAGGUGGCCAGGGCUGUGAGGGCAUCACCCCCCUGCAUGAUGCCCUCAACUGUGGCCACUUCGAGGUGGCUGCGCUGCUCAUUGAGCGAGGGGCGUCUGUCACUCUGCGGACCCGGAAGGGUCACAGCCCCCUGGAGACCCUGCAGCAGUGGGUGACGCUGUACUGCCGGGAGCUGGACUUGGAGACCCGACAGAAGGCCGCGGCCACAGAGAGUCUGUUACAGGCCACUGCAGCGGGCCGAGGCAGGCAUCCCUCAGCUGCCGUGCAGGAGGAACCCGAAAACUCUCUGUUUGACCCUGAGGUGUCUCCUCCCUCCAGCCCCCUCCCAGAGUCACCCUCUGGGACCCCUGCUCCUUCAGAGGCCUCCCAGGCCUGCGCUGGGGGCUCUCCCAGGCGGGACGUGCCGCCGGCUGCCAGACUUCGGAGGCACCGGGCCAGGGUGGUCAGCAACAGCAGCUCAGAGGACGAGGACGACUCAGGCCGCCCCCGGCCAUCGCAGAAGAGGCCUCGGCACUCUGCUUCCGAGGCGGCUGCGGCAGGGGCUGGCCGGGCAGCUUAUCAGGCAGCCAUGCGCGGUGUGGGCAGUGCCCAGAGUCGCCUGGGGUCUGGCCCUCGGUGUCUGGGCAGAGUUCCCCCUCCCCGAGCGGCCCUCAUUCCCGAGGACGAGUACCUGGCCGGGGACUGGCUGGAGAUAGACACACCCCAGGGUCACAGUCGGCAGAGCAGCCGCCCACCCCCUUGGGCCCAGAGCAGUGGGGACAGCAGGUCUGGUGCCCUGGGGGAACAGCACCCCACCCGGCCCCAGACCCAGCAGAGCCACUCGGCACAGCCCAUGGGUCGGGGUGGCCCUGUGGAUGCAGGAGCCGGCAACCUGACUGCUGACCCCGCGGGGCGGGGAACCCUGCUGACAGGCCAGCCCUCGGUGAGUGCAGGACACGGGCUCAGCUGGGUGCCACCCCCUCCCCUCCGGGUCCGAGUUCGAGUCCAGGAUAAUGUCUUUCUCAUCCCCGUGCCGCACAGUGAGGCCCCUCUGGUGGCCUGGUUGGCUGAACAGGCCGCCCAGCGCUACUACCAGACCUGUGGGCUGCUGCCCAGGCUCACCCUGCAGAAGGAGGGGGCCCUGCUGGACCCCCAAGACCCCAUCCCUGAUGUGCUGCAAAGCAAUGACGAGGUGUUGGCCGAAGUAAGCUCCUGGGACCUGCCCCCGCUGGCUGACCGCUACCGCAGGGCUUGCCAGAGCCUGGGGCAAGAAGAGCACCCACAAGUGCUGCAGGCUGCCGAGUGCCAGGACGCCAGCCCCUCCUUCAGUACCCACUGCCUGGCUCUGCGCCCAGCUCAGCUCACGCCUCUACUCCGAGCCCUCAAAUUGCACACUGCACUCCGGGAGUUGCGCCUGGCAGGGAACCGGCUGGGGGAUGGCUGUGCCGCAGAGCUGCUGGCCACCUUGGCCACAAUGCCCAGUCUGGGCCUUCUCGACCUGUCCUCCAACCACUUGGGUCCUGAAGGUCUGCGCCACCUGGCCAUGGGCCUCCCGGGCCGGGGCGUGCUGCAGAACUUGGAGGAGCUGGACUUGAGCAUGAACCCCUUGGGGGACGGCUGUGGUCAGGUGCUGGCCCUCCUCCUGCAGGCCUGCCCCUUGCUCCACACCCUGCGCCUGCAGGCCUGUGGCUUUGGCCCUGCUUUCCUUUUGAGCCCUCAGGAAGUCCUGGCAAGCACUCUGCGAGGUGCAGAGCGCCUGCGGUCCCUGUCCCUGUCUUUCAAUGCCUUGGGCACCGCUGCCCUCACCAGGCUCCUGCAGAACCUGCCAGCCCAUGCCCUCCUGCGCCUGGAGCUUGGCUCUGUCAUAGCCAGCAAGACUGACCUGGGCCUCGUGGAGCCUGUGGUUGGGUACCUGACCAAGGAACGCUGUGUGCUGACCCACCUUAUGCUGUCUGCAAACCACCUGGGCGACCAAGCCGUGCGAGACCUGAGCAGGUGCCUUCCUCUGUGCCCGUCGCUCGUCUCCCUCGACCUGUCUGCCAACCCUGCCAUCAGCCGUGCCGGCCUGCAGGAGCUCCUGUGUAUGCUGCGGGAACGGCGGCAGGGCCUCAGCUUCCUGGGCCUGGCAGGCUGCACCGUGCACGGCCCCCUGGGUGCCGGCCUGUGGGACGCGGUGGGCGCUCAGCUGCAGGAGCUGCGCCUGUGCAGCCGAGGCCUGGACGCCGACGACCGCGAUGCCCUGCUCCGCCUGCAGCCCGGGCCCGGCGCGCUGCUCCGCGGCCACAAGCUCUUCCUCCGGCGCCUCUGACCCUGCCUGCCCCCUCGGACCCCCAAUAAACGC